ACCUGUCACUGCGCCUCCGGAAACUCUCUCGAGCUCUGGGCUCCCGCCCCCAUGCCCCCCGCUUGCGCUCCUGUCUCCCGCCUCCUCUAGCUCCCGCCUCCCUCCCCAGCAGCUCCUCCCCAUAAACUCCCCUCCUCAUCAGCUCCUCCCAGAUCUCCCCUCUCCCCGCUUUCUCUCUCCAGCUCCUCCCCGCCUCCUCGUUCCCCUCCCCCUCCGCCGCUGCUCCCUGCCCCCGCCGUCGCCGCGGAUCUCCGUCUCCGCAGUCUGGGCCGCUGGGUGCAGACGCUGCCGCAGACCCAGCGGCCACCGCCGCCUCCCUCAAUCCCAAUAUCCAUUGUCUCCCACCCCACCUGGCCCUCCACUUCCCUCACAACCAUGGCGCACGAAUCCGGGAGGAGCUCUCGUCUUGGGGUGCCCUGCGGGGAGCUGGCAGAGCUUGGAGGUGAUGCUAGCGAGGAGGAUCACCCCCAAGUCUGUGCCAAGUGCUGCGCACAAUUCACUGACCCAACUGAAUUCCUCGCCCACCAGAACGCAUGUUCUACUGACCCUCCUGUAAUGGUGAUAAUUGGGGGCCAGGAGAACCCCAACAGCUCUUUGGCCUCCUCCGAACCCCGGCCUGAGGGUCACAAUAAUCCUCAGGUCAUGGACACAGAGCAUAGCAACCCCCCAGAUUCUGGGUCCUCCAUGCCCACGGAUCCCACCUGGGGCCCAGAGAGGAGAGGAGAGGAGCCUUCGGGGCAUUUCCUGGUCGCUGCCACAGGUACAGCGGCUGGGGGAGGUGGGGGCCUGAUCUUGGCCAGUCCAAAGCUGGGAGCAACCCCAUUACCUCCAGAAUCGACCCCUGUACCCCCUCCUCCUCCACCACCCCCUCCGCCCCCAGGUGUAGGCAGCGGCCACUUGAACAUCCCCCUGAUCCUAGAAGAGCUACGGGUGCUACAGCAGCGGCAGAUCCAUCAGAUGCAGAUGACUGAGCAAAUCUGCAGGCAGGUGCUGUUGCUUGGCUCCUUAGGUCAGACGGUGGGUGCCCCUGCCAGUCCCUCAGAGCUACCUGGGACAGGGACUGCCUCUUCCACCAAGCCCCUACUACCCCUCUUCAGCCCCAUCAAACCUGUCCAAACCAGCAAGACACUGGCAUCUUCCUCCACCUCCUCCUCCUCCUCUUCCUCUUCGGGAGCAGAAACGCCUAAGCAGGCGUUCUUCCACCUUUACCACCCACUGGGGUCACAGCAUCCUUUUUCUGCUGGAGGGGUUGGGCGAAGCCAUAAACCCACCCCUGCCCCCUCCCCAGCCUUGCCAGGCAGCACAGAUCAGCUGAUUGCCUCACCUCAUCUGGCAUUCCCAAGUACCACGGGACUACUGGCAGCACAGUGUCUUGGGGCAGCCCGAGGCCUUGAGGCCACUGCCUCCCCAGGGCUCCUGAAGCCAAAGAAUGGAAGUGGUGAGCUGGGCUAUGCAGAAGUGAUGGGUCCCUUGGAGAAGCCUGGUGGAAGGCACAAAUGCCGCUUCUGCGCCAAAGUAUUUGGCAGUGACAGUGCCCUGCAGAUCCACCUUCGUUCCCACACAGGUGAGAGACCCUAUAAGUGCAAUGUCUGUGGAAACCGCUUUACCACCCGUGGCAACCUCAAAGUGCAUUUCCACCGGCAUCGUGAGAAGUACCCACAUGUGCAGAUGAACCCACACCCAGUACCAGAGCACCUAGACUAUGUCAUCACCAGCAGUGGCUUGCCUUAUGGUAUGUCUGUGCCACCAGAGAAGGCUGAGGAGGAAGCAGCCACUCCAGGUGGAGGUGUUGAGCGCAAGCCCCUGGUGGCCUCCACCACAGCACUCAGUGCCACAGAGAGCCUGACUCUGCUCUCCACCAGUGCAGGCACAGCCACUGCCCCAGGACUCCCUGCUUUCAAUAAAUUUGUGCUCAUGAAAGCAGUGGAACCCAAGAAUAAAGCUGAUGAAAACACCCCCCCAGGGAGUGAGGGCUCAGCCAUCAGUGGAGUGGCAGAAAGUAGCACAGCCACUCGCAUGCAGCUAAGUAAGUUGGUGACUUCACUACCAAGCUGGGCACUGCUUACCAACCACUUCAAGUCCACUGGCAGCUUCCCCUUCCCCUAUGUGCUAGAGCCCUUGGGAGCCUCACCCUCUGAGACAUCAAAGCUGCAGCAACUGGUAGAAAAAAUUGACCGACAAGGAGCCGUGGCAGUGACCUCAACUGCCUCAGGAGCCCCCACCACCUCUGCCCCUGCACCUUCAUCCUCAGCCUCUUCUGGACCUAACCAGUGUGUCAUCUGUCUCCGGGUACUUAGCUGUCCUCGGGCCCUCCGCCUUCAUUAUGGCCAACAUGGAGGUGAGAGGCCCUUCAAAUGCAAAGUGUGUGGCCGAGCCUUCUCCACCAGGGGUAAUCUGCGUGCACAUUUCGUGGGCCACAAGGCCAGUCCAGCUGCCCGGGCACAGAACUCCUGCCCCAUCUGCCAGAAGAAGUUCACCAAUGCUGUCACUCUGCAGCAACAUGUUCGGAUGCACCUGGGAGGCCAGAUCCCCAACGGUGGUACUGUACUCCCUGAAGGUGGACGAGCUGCCCAGGAGAAUGGCUCCGAACAAUCUACAGUCUCUGGGGCAGGGAGCUUCCCCCAGCAGCAGUCCCAGCAGCCAUCACCAGAAGAGGAGUUGUCUGAGGAGGAGGAAGAGGAGGAUGAGGAAGAAGAGGAAGAUGUGACUGAUGAAGAUUCCCUAGCAGGGAGAGGCUCAGAGAGUGGAGGUGAGAAGGCAAUAUCAGUGAGAGGUGAUUCAGAAGAGGCAUCUGGGCCAGAGGAGGAGGUGGGGACAGUGUCAGCAGCAGCCACAGCUGGGAAGGAGAUGGACAGUAAUGAGAAAGCUACUCAACAGUCUUCUCUGCCACCACUACCAGCACCUGAAAGCCUGGAUCAGCCUCAGCCAAUGGAGCAGGGAAGCCGUGAUGUUUCAGGAGGCAAGGAAGAGGGGGGCAAACCAGAGAGAAGCUCAAGCCCAGCAUCAGCACUCACCCCAGAAGGGGAAGGCACCAGCGUGACCUUGGUGGAGGAGCUAAGUCUGCAGGAGGCAAUGAGAAAGGAGCCAGGAGAGAGCAGUGGCAGAAAGGCCUGCGAAGUAUGUGGCCAGGCCUUUCCCUCCCAGACAGCUCUGGAGGAGCAUCAGAAGACCCACCCCAAGGAGGGGCCGCUCUUCACUUGUGUUUUCUGCAGGCAGGGCUUUCUUGAGCGGGCUACCCUCAAGAAGCAUAUGCUACUGACACACCACCAGAACCAGUACGUGGCAUUCCUGUUAAGUUGCCUGCCCAUGAAGCCCUGGAAUUCCAGCUCCACCUCCACUACCACUCCAAGCCCGGCCCCACCAGUGCUCUUUGGCCUAGGAACUGUGGCUGGGAAGGUGCCUCCAACAAUGGGAUCCAGGGAGGCCAAGGAGAAGACAGCCCCGCUCCUAUUUCAGCCUCCUGCAUCCAAGGCAGUGCCUGAGAGGCCCAUCGUAGACAAGAAGUAGCAAACCGUACAUCCCUUCUCCCUCCCUCUGCUCCAGAAGGUGCCGGUACCAAAGAUGCUCCAGUAAUUAGUGACAUAACCCUAGCAAGUAGGGAGAAAUGAAGGGUGCAGGACAAUUUUCCCAGUAAAUCCCUUGAUGGUCACAUUAAGGCAAAGGUGUUGGGUGUGCCAAGACUUCUCCAUCAUGGCCUCUCAAAGCUGGGAAAAAUUUUU
This is a messenger RNA of Sapajus apella (tufted capuchin), 3719 nucleotides long. It is a transcript of the gene SALL2, whose product is annotated as spalt like transcription factor 2. Gene Ontology annotation, cellular component: nucleus. The transcript has 3 exons. Bases 376 to 3507 code for a protein of 1043 amino acids. Gene Ontology annotation, biological process: regulation of transcription by RNA polymerase II. Lineage: Eukaryota; Metazoa; Chordata; Mammalia; Primates; Cebidae. Gene Ontology annotation, molecular function: DNA-binding transcription factor activity, RNA polymerase II-specific; RNA polymerase II cis-regulatory region sequence-specific DNA binding. The record is from RefSeq and is a predicted model, not a curated record.